AUGUUCUCCCAGACUCUCCGCCGUGCCGCAGCUCAGUCUGCCCGGUCUUCUCCUCUUGCCGGAAGGUUCACUCCCUCCCCCCACGUCGGCGGCUUCACCCUCAACGACGCGACCAAGUUCGGUGGCAUCGCCGCCACCUUCGGCGUCAGCGCCGGUGUCUUCGCUGUCUUCUUCUUCGGCGAGGUCCCCCGCGUCCGCCAGGAUAUCCUCCAGAAGCUCCCCUUCUUCGACACCUACCUUGACCGCACUAUCGCUCCUGAGGACAACCCUUUCUAA
Molecule: messenger RNA, 276 nt
Organism: Aspergillus mulundensis
Lineage: Eukaryota; Fungi; Ascomycota; Eurotiomycetes; Eurotiales; Aspergillaceae
Product: cytochrome b-c1 complex subunit 10
Exons: 5
Coding region: 1-276 (91 amino acids)
Biological process (GO): mitochondrial electron transport, ubiquinol to cytochrome c
Source: RefSeq, a predicted model, not a curated record